This is a messenger RNA of Puccinia triticina, 456 nucleotides long. RefSeq lists its product as uncharacterized. Bases 1 to 456 code for a protein of 151 amino acids. The transcript has 4 exons. The record is from RefSeq and is a predicted model, not a curated record. NCBI's taxonomy places the organism in Eukaryota, Fungi, Basidiomycota, Pucciniomycetes, Pucciniales, Pucciniaceae.
AUGAUCGGGAUUGGCCGGAGAAUAAGCUUACAGGUACUCGGAACACUUACCUCGCGCGCCGUCCAGCAACAUCAGUUAGUCUCCCGGGACUUGCGAAAUCAGUUCGCGCGUACGAUGUCAGAAGCUUCCUCGGCAAGCCGCACGAUUGGACCGAUCGAAACGACCAUGCGCGAAAAGUUGAACGCUCGAUUGAACCCGGUAGUUCUGGAUAUCGUCAAUGACUCGCAUUUACACCGACACCAUGCAGCUAUGCAGCACAUCGGCGGUGGGUCGGGAGAAACACAUUUUUCGGUCCAGGUUGUAUCUUCUCUUUUUGUCGGAAAACCAACCAUUGCUCGCCAUCGACUCGUCUAUCAAAUCCUCGACGCCGAGCUGACAAAAAAUACCCAAGGAAUUCAUGCCCUCAGUCUCAAAACUCUCACACCUGAAGAACAUGAAAAAGUGACUUCCGCCUGA